CUAUGGCAUUGCAUGGGUACAGCCCCGGGUACUGGUAUCACCAGGCCCGGUGGAAACCCAUGUCUGGGGAAGGGCCCUGGAUCACAAUCAUGCUCAACUACGAUGGGGGUGAUGAAGUGAGGAUGAAGAUUAAUGUGGAAGGGGCUAAAGAGGUGGAGAUGCAGACUGAUGGAAAACUGCAGGAUGCGAUCACGGAGGCGAAAGACCAUGCGGAGAGGCGCUGCAAGAGGGACGGAGUGACUGCAAGGUUGCAGGUAACGGUCUCGUAUCAUGAGAUCGAGACCUCCAUGGACACAGAGGACCUGGAACAAGCCCACGUGGACAGGGUCUCGGGUGGGGAGAGCGAGCUGAGUGAGGCAGGUAAUCGGGAGAUGGACCUCAUGUCCUGUAAUAGACCAGACGAGAUCCAGAGGUAUCACCGGGCCGCGAAGCCGGUGGAAGAGGGACCCGAGGCCAGCUCCCGACAGCUGACACCCAGAGGCCGUGGGACGGGUGAAAGGCAUAUCAGGGGGAAAAGACAGGUCUGAGGGGGCGUGAGAGAGGGUGAACGGGACUGAACCCGAAACAGAGAGACUGAGGCAAGGGCAGACACGAGGGCGCACGCGUGAC
Molecule: messenger RNA, 609 nt
Organism: Chara braunii
Lineage: Eukaryota; Viridiplantae; Streptophyta; Charophyceae; Charales; Characeae
Source: the annotation of a GenBank genome assembly